GAAACGUAGUCUCGAAGGAUCGGUGAAUAUUAUUUAUCCAGUUUCUCCAGAUCAAAACACCUUUUAUCUACAACACCACGCCACCAUAUAGCCAUAUCACGAAAAAGUUGCUAAGAGUGGCAUAACAACAAGUUUUUUCAUCAUGCCGCCGGUAGCUACUUCUACGAUCACAACCUCGGGAUCAACCACCCCACGAUUAAGAACCAAUGGAGCAGGUGUUUCAGAAAAGAAUGAAGAUGCCCCUCCACGACAAGAUAUCGAUGUGAAAGAACAUGAUUUCUUUUGGACAUAUACCGAGGAACCUCACCGAAGCAGACGUUUAGCUAUUAUCAAAGCUCAUCCUGAGGUAACUAAACUUUGCGGACCUGAGCCCCUCACUAAAUAUGUCGUUCUCCUCGUCGUAUCAAUCCAAAUCCUCUGCGCCUACCUCCUCCGCAAUACACCUUUCCUCUCCUGGAAAUUCUUCCUCACUGCCUACAUCAUUGGCGCAACCGCAAAUCAAAACCUGUUCCUUGCCAUCCACGAAAUAUCCCACAAUUUGGCAUUUAGAAACCCAACCUUGAAUCGGGCACUGGCGAUUUUUGCAAAUCUACCUAUUGGAAUUCCUUAUUCUGCUUCUUUCAGACCAUACCAUCUUACCCACCACAAAUCCCUCGGCGUCGACGGUCUAGAUACCGAUCUCCCCACCCGCUUUGAAGCCCUGUUCCUCGAUUCCCUCCUUGGAAAAGCCUUCUUCUGCACCUUCCAGAUCUUAUUCUACGCCAUCCGUCCCAUCUUCGUCUACGCCGUCCCCUUCACCUCCAUCCACAUCUUCAACAUCUUCGUGCAAGUCGUCUUCGACAUCCUCCUCGUAAAAUCAACCAAUUCCUACAACUCCCUCUACUACCUCAUCCUCUCCGCCUUUUUGGCCGGUUCCCUCCACCCCUGCGCCGGACACUUCAUCGCCGAGCACUACGUUUUCGAGCGUCAGCCCCUCGCAGCCCGCGACCCCAAAACCGGUGUCGAAAUCCCAGAGACGUUUUCUUAUUACGGUCCUCUCAAUUUCUUCACCUACAAUGUUGGACUGCAUAAUGAACAUCAUGAUUUCCCCGCUGUUCCCUGGACACGUUUACCCGCCCUGCACGAGAUAGCCAAGGAGUUCUAUGCAGAGUUGCCCAGACAUGAGAGUUGGAUUUAUGUGAUAUGGCAGUUUGUGUGGGAUAAGGAGGUUGGAAUGACGUGUAGAGUUAAGAGAAAGGAAGGAGGAAGAAAAGUCGGAGGUUGGACGCAGCAGGAGGUCCAGGCUUAGAUUUCGUCUUUUUGUUUUCUUUUAGAUGUGAUAUGAGAUGAGAUUCGAGUUUUAGAGGAUUCCUUCUAUGAGUGGAAGGAGGAACAUAAUCCUUGAUUUGAAUUUUUAUAUACGAUUAUGAGAUGAGAUGAGUUAUAGAAUGCAUUUUUCAGCGUACACACACACACAUAUAUAUAUAUAUAUGUUUCUUCAAAUAUACAAGGUACACAUGAUAUCAAUUGUCACUUCUGCAAUUGUCUUUUACAAUUUAAUUGAGAUUUUGUACCUUA
Molecule: messenger RNA, 1557 nt
Organism: Botrytis sinoallii
Lineage: Eukaryota; Fungi; Ascomycota; Leotiomycetes; Helotiales; Sclerotiniaceae
Exons: 3
Coding region: 143-1288 (381 amino acids)
Biological process (GO): ceramide biosynthetic process
Cellular component (GO): membrane
Molecular function (GO): sphingolipid delta-4 desaturase activity
Source: RefSeq, a predicted model, not a curated record